AUGAGCUCAUUCCUGCUGAUGAGUUCCUCCUCCCCUGAUUUCCCUGCGGGCCGAUCACGAAGUCCGCCGGCGGGCCCUUUUGGGCCCAGUAGCGACUCAAACACGGCAAUCAUUUCCCAGGUUCUCUUGUCACCUGCGACUCGAGUUGUCUCCUGCCUCGACUUGCGGCUUGAGUACAUCAAUAAGGUACUCGUAGGUGCUCCUGUCACCUGCGACUUGAGCCAGUCCUGCCUUUCCCUGACGAGGAGGAAUUCCCAGGGAAUUGUUGCCGUCGCUUUCGUCUUCAAUCAGCUGCUAUGGUUUUUUGGGAGCUUGCUAGCUCGUGAGAUGGCCUGUAGGGAGGCUGACGCCAGUACUCCUCGGGGCAACUCGCAGGAUAAAUUUAAUGUAGGUGCGGCCUUGAAAUUGGUGCCAGUGUUUGAAGAGUUGAAUGUCCCAGAAUUUUUCAAGGCAUUUGAACGUGUUGCCACCCGGUUGUCUUGGCCCCUAGAAAUGGUGGACUGUACUAAUUCAAUGGACACAGGGUCAGCUCGGUCUCUGGUUUUGAAAGAAUCUUUGAAAGAUUUAGUUGAUUAUACAGGGAAUUUUGUUGUUCUGGGAGGGUUCCCGAACACCAUUGUUUCAGCUCCGUUAGUGGAGGUCAGAUUGUCUUUCCCUGGUUAUGAUAAAGUGACAGAGUUGGCAGUUGUUGAGAGUCUCCCUAUUCCUGGAAUUGACGGCAUUUUGGGUAAUGAUAUGUUAAAUACCCAAGGACAGGAGUUGUUUCCCAUAUUGUCUGUGCAGACCUGUCCAGUUGCAGUGACAACCCGUGCAGCAGCAAAAGCUGUAAAUUUAAUCGAUAAUGACGAUGAUUUAAUCUUAAGUAGUUUAGAAGUAGACUUAGAGAGGCCCGGGUCUUUAGACAGUAGUAGUAGUAGUAGCAUAGCUAGCAAUGUUUUGAGACCCGAUUGGGAUAGGUCUUCAUUUAUUGAAGCUCAGAAAAAGGAAUUUAAUUUUGAUUUAGGUGACACCGCGGAUUUGACUAAACCCAGGUUUUGUGUAAUUAAUGGUUUAUUAUACCGGAUUAGUCGUCCCUCAACUGAUGAUCUGAGCAAGACUUCUCGUGUUGAACAAAUUGUUGUCCCAUCUCAAUUUCGCAGGUCUGUCUUGAGUCUUGCACAUGAUGAUUCUUUUUCUGGCCACUUCGGUGUAUGUAAAACUUUUCGAAAGUUGGCAAAAUGUUUUUGGUGGCCAGGAUUAAAAUCGUCUGUGAAACAAUUCAUUAACGAAUGUGAGGUUUGUCAGGUGAUGGGGAAACCCAACCAAAUUAUUCCUAAAGCUCCCUUAAAUCCAAUUCCUGCGAUAGGUGAGCCUUUUGUAGAAUUAGUUAUUGAUGUGGUUGGGCCUUUGCCUAAAACUAAGUCAGGAUUUACCCAUCUCUUGACAAUUAUGGAUAGAGCAUCUCGAUUCCCUGAGGCCUUCCCAAUGAGAAGGAUAACCUCUAAAGUUGUAUUUGACAAACUAAUUGAAUUCUUUUCCAGGUAUGGUCUCCCUCGUACAAUUCAAACCGACUGCGGUACAAAUUUUACUAGCAAGGUAUUUAAAGGUAAGUGUGCCGAACUGGCCAUUCGGCACAAAACCAGUGUACCCUAUCAUCCAGAGAGUCAGGGAGUGGUGGAAAGGUUCCACCAGACCCUUAAAUCUAUUUUGAAAAAAUUUUGUUAUGAACAAGGGGAGGAAUGGGAUAAAGGGCUUCCCUUUGCUCUCUUUGCUCUAAGAAAUCACCCAAAUUCUUCAACUGGUGUAGCUCCCUUCGAACUGGUGUUUGGACACAAAAUACGUGGGCCUUUAGAGAUUUUUCAUGAGAUGCUUGAGACUGGUCGAGGAGGGGAUGCGAACGUAGGAGAGUUUGUGGAGGACUUGAGAAAAAAGUUAUCUAGAGCCUGGAAAUUUGCCAGAGAAAAUUUGGCUAGUUCUCAGGCUGCUAUGAAAUUAAAUUUUGAUAGGAAAUCCAAAGCACGGUCGUUUGAGCCCGGAGAAUUAGUUUUAGUUUUGAGUACUGACUCUGACAAUUUCCUUGAACCAAGAUAUAAGGGACCCUGGAAGGUGUUGAAGUUGUCAGAGGUGAAUUAUGAAAUAGAGGCUCCUGGAACCAAACAGAAGUGCAGGAUAUUCCAUAUAAAUAGGUUAAAACUCUAUACUUCAAAUAGACAUGAUCCUCUUGCUAUUGUUUAUGAGCCUGUGGCUGAGGUUAUGGAUUUACCUUCAGAGGAUUUGGAGGAUUUAAUUUGUCAGGUGUCUUCUGAUGCUCUUUUUGAUAAUAUUCAAAAUUUAGAAGUUUUGAAGGAAGGGCUGGAGCAUCUAGAGUUUGCUCAAAGGAGGGAUGUAAUUAAUUUAAUUUCUUCUUUUCCAGAUUUAUUUCAGAAUUCUCCAGGUCUAACUAAUUUUCUUGAGCAUGAUGUAGAUGUUGGAAAUGCUUCUCCUGUAAAACAGAGUCCUUAUCGGCUGAAUCCCGUUAAGAGGGAUAUAGUUGAUAAGGAGAUUAAAUAUAUGCUGGAACACGAUCUCAUCCAACCUUCCGUUAGUCCAUGGAGCUCCCCGAUAGUCCUUGUUAAGAAGUCCGACGGAAAGUUCCGUAUGUGUGUAGACUACCGUAAGGUUAACGCACACACUAAGAAUGACUCUUUUCCUUUGCCUCGGAUAGAUGACUGUCUCGAUCAGAUAGGGGCUGCUAAGUUUAUUACGAAAUUGGAUUUAUUGAAAGGGUAUUGGCAGGUUCCCCUGUCUGAUCGAGCACGAGAGAUUUCUGCAUUUGUCACUCCCUUCGGGCUUUACGAGUGUAAGGUAAUGCCCUUUGGGAUGAAAAACGCUGCAUGUACUUUCCAACGUCUUAUGAACCGGGUUAUCUGUGGUUUGGAAGGUACAGAAAUCUAUAUAGAUGACCUGGUAGUCUAUAGCAACGACUGGCGGACACACAUGUUACGAUUAAGUAAAGUGUUUGAAGCGUUAAGGGCUGCCGGUCUUGUUGUGAAUCUGGCCAAGUGUGAGUUUGGCAAAGCAAAAGUGUGCUAUUUGGGGCACGAGGUGGGUUUGGGUCAGGUGGCACCUAAACAAGCCAACCUCGAGGCUAUUGUAAAUUUAAAGAGGCCGUGCAAUGUCAGAGAAGUUCGGCGUGUGCUGGGUAUGUCUGGUUAUUAUCGCAGAUUCGUGCGAAACUUCUCAGACAUUGCUCAGCCACUUACCAAGUUGUUAGAGAAAGGGCAGAAGUUUGUGUGGUCUCCUCAGUGUGAGGAAGCAUUUAUUAAACUUAAGAUGGUAUUAGUAUCUAAUCCAAUAUUGACUUCUCCUAAUUUCCAGAGACCUUUUAUUAUUGCUGUGGAUGCCAGUGACAUAGGCAUUGGGGGUGUCCUCUUUCAAAGGAACGAGGUAGGAGAGGUUCAUCCUGUAUCAUAUUACAGUCGAAAAUUACUGGCUGCUGAGAGAAAAUAUUCCACCAUUGAAAAGGAGGCCCUCGCCUUGGUCCGUACUCUUGUGCAUUUUAAGCCCAUCUCUGUGCUUUGUCUUCCACAAAUCUCUACUCACCUCCACUUGGGUAUUCCAACUCACCUGGUGCCCACAGGAGCCCAGCUCACACCCCGCAUACUCACCAGGCCUCCUUCUUCUUCUUCCUCCUCCUCUGUCCGGUCUAAGAAUUCAGAUUCCGCUCCGUGUGUUGUAAGAGAAAAGGAUUUCUCUGGAUUUGUUUUGCCAGUGCAACGUGUCGUCUCAAAAGCUAUGGUCCAUCUCCGUGCUUUGUCUUCCACAAAUCUCUACUCACCUCCACUUGGGUAUUCCAACUCUCCUGGUGCCCACAGGAGCCCAGCUCACACCCGCAUACUCACCAGGGUGGGCAUAAGUAAGUCGGUUGCAUCUGGAGCGAAGGAAAUCGGCUUGCCGUCAUCUCUUGCCUGCCUAGGCCACGCCCCCUUUACACCUGGGCGGUUGUAUGAUGAUGGCAGGGUUGUGUCCCAGGGCCCCCUCUCUUCAAUACCUCCUGAAAAAUCCUACAGUCCUCCUGAAACCAAGGUAUCCACAGAGAAAGGCAGCGUCAUACCCACUCAGUAUCCCAGAAGCCUCUUUGUGCACGUUGCUGAACAUCUGUACAAGAAGUCUCCUGAUGUUUGGUGCGGGCGUGAUUCUUUAUAG
Molecule: messenger RNA, 4164 nt
Organism: Macrobrachium nipponense
Lineage: Eukaryota; Metazoa; Arthropoda; Malacostraca; Decapoda; Palaemonidae
Exons: 9
Coding region: 1-4164 (1387 amino acids)
Biological process (GO): DNA integration
Molecular function (GO): nucleic acid binding
Source: RefSeq, a predicted model, not a curated record